This is a messenger RNA of Peronospora matthiolae, 720 nucleotides long. The record is from the annotation of a GenBank genome assembly. Lineage: Eukaryota; Oomycota; Peronosporomycetes; Peronosporales; Peronosporaceae.
AUGGGCCAACAUUUUGGCCAAUCACCUUCGAGUCCACUGCCCUCCAGCGCGCCGCUGUCGUGGGACGGCAAGUGCCGCAGCUGCCGCAAGCUCAUGUCGCGCUGCGUUUGCUUCCAAGAGACCGAGUCCGACGUGGCCAUGGACCGCGUAUGCACCACCCAUGUGGUGCCCGAUGCCACCGAGACGCGACCGCUUUGGAACGCGCUGCGGAAAAUGCACCGCACGUCAGGUGCGACACGUCAAUCGAAGCUUUCAAGUCCAGUCCCACUGUCACCUUUGGGCAAGCAACUGAACUCAAAGUGCCGCGCCAGAAACAGUGCCGCACUUCCCCCUCUGAGUGUCCCUCCUCCCGUGCUGUCAAGUUCAAGUUCCAGGUCUCAGCACGUCCAUCGGCGCUCCGAAGCGCGUGCGGUGCCAAGCUCUCGAUGCGCGAAGAGGGAGUCGAGCCACGCACUGCCUUCUAAUUGUCGGACCAAAAGCCACAAGGAGAGAUUGCAGCGUGACAGUGUUGCUACUUCUGCGAGCACUCGCAGCAGCUGUAAAGUCGUGAAAGAGACCAAGACAGAUUGUGGCGGGGUUGGCUCCAUGCGGUCGACAGGCAGCACGAACAGGCAUUCGACGAACAAUGCCUGUCAUCCUGUGGAGAAGUUUCAUAAUGGACCAGUAGAGGAGAUGGAGCCUUGCAAUGGGAGUGAGGAUGGGACUGUAUGGGAGCUGUAA